AUGGUGUCAGUCAUACCAGUGAAGGAGAAGAAACCCAUGGAUGUCAAACUAGGGGAGCUGCCAAGCUGGAUUUUGAUGUGGGAUUUCACCCCUGAAGGCAUUGUUGGAGCCUUUCAAAGAGGUUACUACCGGUAUCACAACAAGUACAUCGAUGUGAAGAAGGGGAGCUUUGCUGGGAUUUCUAUGAUACUGGGAGCUUAUGUGCUUUUCAACUACUGCCUUUCUUACAAGGAGCUGAAACAUGAGCGGCGACGCAAGUACCACUGA
Messenger RNA from Microcebus murinus (gray mouse lemur), 267 nucleotides. RefSeq names its product ATP synthase F(0) complex subunit f, mitochondrial-like. Gene Ontology annotation, molecular function: proton-transporting ATP synthase activity, rotational mechanism. The record is from RefSeq and is a predicted model, not a curated record. NCBI's taxonomy places the organism in Eukaryota, Metazoa, Chordata, Mammalia, Primates, Cheirogaleidae. Gene Ontology annotation, biological process: proton motive force-driven mitochondrial ATP synthesis. Gene Ontology annotation, cellular component: proton-transporting ATP synthase complex.